Umbelopsis ramanniana AG is the source of this 1870-nucleotide messenger RNA. RefSeq lists its product as uncharacterized. Lineage: Eukaryota; Fungi; Mucoromycota; Umbelopsidomycetes; Umbelopsidales; Umbelopsidaceae. The transcript is spliced from 8 exons. Gene Ontology annotation, molecular function: fatty acyl-CoA hydrolase activity. Gene Ontology annotation, biological process: acyl-CoA metabolic process. Bases 90 to 1727 code for a protein of 545 amino acids. The record is from RefSeq and is a predicted model, not a curated record. Gene Ontology annotation, cellular component: mitochondrion.
AGCAUUUGCCUUUCUUCGAUUAUUGUAAGAAUGUUCGGUCAUUCACCUUUUCUUCAUUAAGAAUCAAGAUUUUCCCGCUGCUAGUACCAAUGAGAAUGUCAUUUUCUUCGUUGAGUUCUUCCAGAAAUGGUUUGCCCACCGUUAGACAAAUGAUGGGAUCGUCCAGCUUUCGUUUCCAUGAAACAUCAAAGCUCAGCUGUAACCCUUCUGCAGUGAUACGGGGUCGUUUCGAGGUGCGGUCGGGUUAUGCAACAAAACCAGUUUUUUUAGCCCAUUCAAUGAAAACGCAGACCAAUAUCAAAACGUUCAAAGCCAUAACCAUUCCAAGCUUACAAAAGUUUCAUUCUCUCGCUAAUUGCCUCUAUCGCGAGAGUAAGACUUCUGGUGUGGAAGCUAUUGAACACGAUCCCUCAAAUGACAAAAUCUUCACUGUCAGACCCGUCUCUCUUUGGAUGGACAAGCUACUCGAGACUGAAAGAAGUAAGCAAGUAAAAAAGGAAUCACUCAGCCCUGGUGUAGAGCGUCAAGUUGUUGAGAAGACGAUGGCUGAUAGUUAUAUGGAGCAAUAUCUACCUUUGAAAUCAUCUCCCCAGUUAUUGGACGAAUACAUCUUUUUUGAUGGUCGCGUAAGACUAGGAAAAAUUUUAGAAGAUUUGGAUGCACUGGCAGGUGCCAUUGCAUACAAGCACGUGGAUAACCCCGUAGAUGCUCCGCCAGUUACUAUUGUUACUGCUUCCGUCGACAGACUCGAUCUCCUACUUCCUAACAAGCCUGUAGACUUGAAGCUUUCUGGACAUGUUGCCUAUGUUGGCAAGAGUUCCAUGGAAAUUUUCAUCAAGGUUGAGGAAGUGUCGGACUUUAAGCCGUCAGAUAAAGCAUCGACAUGCCCACCAUCCGACUUUACUAGUUUUUCAGCCAACACCUUGCUUGCAACCCGUUUCACCAUGGUAGCCAUUGAUUCUGCCACUCUCAAAAGCGUUAAAGUCAAUUCUCUAAAGUUGCUAUCACCAGCCGAUCAUAGGCUUUUCCGCUUUGCUGAGGAUAGCAAAGCACGUAAGCGUAGAGCUGCUGAAGUAUCUCUCAGCAAAACACCUCCUACGCAAGAAGAAAGAUUGCAUAUUCACGAUGUUUAUUUGAAAUACUCGGAAUACGACGAUAAUAAGAAGCCAUUGCCAAAGGACAUGGCUUGGAUUGAGGAUACGAAAAUGGAGAGUAACUUCAUUAUGCAACCCCAAGAUCGAAACAUUCAUAACAACAUUUUUGGUGGAUAUCUUAUGCGACGUGCUUACGAAUUGGCCUUUGCCGACGCCAGUAUCUUUCUCAAAUCAAGAUGUGCGAACUUGCUUUCCAUGGACGAAGUUAUCUUCCAACGACCAGUCCAUGUUGGAUCACUGUUAAAACUGACCUCGCACAUUGUGUACGCAGAAGGAUAUCCACACCGGUCUUUCCAAGUACGAGUAGUUGCUGAGGUAGCGGAUAUUGAGAAAGAUUUGUUGGAAGUCACCAAUAUAUUCUACUUCACACUUUCUACUCGCGAUCCCAAUGGCAAUCGAUCGGAUGAACAUCGAGACAUGGAAGAACCAGCUGUUCGUCGCAUUCUUCCUCAUACGUACGGUGAAAGUAUGUUAUGGCUUGAAGGAAAGCGACGCAGAACUCAAGGUGUACGAGCCCGACAGGCUCUGAUGAAGCUGAUCACACCGGAAGGAACCCAAAACGAGAAUAUGUAAUGGCCAAAAAUUAAUUUUUUUUUUUCGUACUUUUAUUACUUAAAUUUAUAUGAUACUCCAGCUGUACUUUGCGAUUAUUAAGUAGUGGAUAUAAACAGCCAUCUAUAGAAUUUCCAUUCAAUACAUUACGGUCGAUAUGAAUU